CGUCACCGUGCCGCGGCAGCCCAGUUGUCUCCAGGUGCCGGUGGUGAUGCACUCUUCUCCCCGGACGCUGGCUCCCGGACUUCAGUUUGAGAAGGAUACUCAGAGGUUUCUCGUGCUGAACCUCAGCUCACCCCGGCCGGUGCCGACAUGCGGGACCAGGAAGCCUCCAACGGCGCCCCCAAGGAAAGCAUGCAGCUGAAGAAGGAGAUCUCCCUCCUGAACGGCGUCAGCCUCAUCGUGGGCAACAUGAUCGGCUCGGGCAUCUUCGUGUCGCCCAAGGGCGUGCUCUUCUACAGCGCCUCCUACGGGCUGUCGCUGGUCAUCUGGGCGGCGGGCGGCCUGUUCUCGGUGGUGGGCGCCCUGUGCUACGCCGAGUUGGGCACCACCAUCUCCAAGUCGGGGGCGUCGUACGCGUACAUCCUGGAGUCCUUUGGCGGCUUCUUGGCCUUCGUGCGGCUGUGGACCAGCCUGCUGAUCAUCGAGCCCACCAGCCAAGCCGUCAUCGCCAUCACCUUCGCCAACUACCUGGUGCAGCCGCUCUUCCCUACGUGCGAGCCGCCCUACGUCGCCUCGCGCCUCAUCGCCGCAGCGUGCAUAUGCCUCCUCACCUUUAUCAACUCGGCUUACGUGAAGUGGGGCACCCGUGUGCAGGACGUGUUCACCUACGCCAAGGUGGCCGCCCUCAUCGUCAUCAUCAUCACAGGCAUCGCCAAGUUGUGCCAAGGUUACACGGCCAACUUCGACUCGUCCUUCCAAGGUUCCUCCACAGACGCCGGCGACAUCGCCCUGGCGCUCUAUUCGGCGCUCUUCUCCUACUCAGGCUGGGACACGCUCAACUUUGUCACCGAGGAGAUCAAAAACCCUGAAAGGAACCUCCCCCUGGCCAUCGCUAUCUCCAUGCCCAUCGUCACCACCAUCUACAUCCUCACCAACGUGGCCUACUACGCUGUGCUGGACAUGAGCGCUAUACUAGCAAGCGACGCCGUGGCUGUGACGUUUGCAGAUCACACGUUAGGCGUGAUGAGCUGGACCAUCCCCAUCGCCGUGGCGCUGUCCUGCUACGGCGGCCUCAACGCCUCCAUCAUCGCCGCAUCCAGGUUAUUUUUUGUGGGUUCCCGUGAAGGUCACCUUCCCGACGCCCUGUCCAUGAUCCACACGCAGAGAUUCACGCCCAUCCCUGCUCUCAUCUUCAACUGCGUGAUGUCGCUGAUCUACUUGACGGUGGAGGACGUCUUCCAGCUUAUCAACUACUACAGCUUCAGCUACUGGUUCUUCAUGGGCUUGUCCAUCGCGGGACAGAUCUACCUGAGGUGGAAGGAACCCCAACGACACCGACCGCUCAAACUGAGCCUGUUGUACCCGCUGGUGUUCUGCGUGUGCACCGUGUUCCUGGUAGCCGUUCCGCUCUACAGCGACACACUUAAUUCCCUCAUCGGCAUCGCCAUCGCCUUGUCGGGGGUGCCCGUCUACUUCCUGGGCAUCUACCUGCCCGAGUCCAAGCGCCCGCCCAUCAUUACCAAGCUGCUACGUUCUCUGACUCACUGCACUCAGUACACGUGCUUCUGCGUCCUCACCGAGUCGGACAAGAGCGAGUAGAGAAUCCACCAGCACCACCACACCAAAUUAUGGUAAACAAGCCGUCUGACUUUUUGGUUAUUUUUUGUUUACACAUUGUGUCUUUUGUGGAGUCAAGCGGGAAAAUGCACUUACUUUUCUUGAUCAUUUGCCUCUUAAGCCAACGACUUGCCUUUCCUGGUGGCUUCCGUUCACUUGGUUUUGUUUACUGUGUUUCCUGAUCCUAUCUCAACGUUCUUGUCACAUGACUGCCUUAGGGACCCAGGGUAACUGGAUUCAGGAUUCAGUCAAGUCAAUUCUAAAGGUGCCUGUCAUGCAGGGGUCACCAACUCCGGUCCUUCAGCCUGUUUUAGGUGCAACCCUAUGACAAGCCUCGAGGACCGGACUUGGUGACCCCUUCUGUAAUGCAACAUGUCAAAAUACAAUAGGAGCUGCUGGGCAAAGAAACAACUCUAAUGUAUUAUAUUGUUUAAUCAUAUUGUUUGAUAAUAAUAUAUAAAGAUUGUUGCUGUCCAACUAAAAGCAUGUAAUGCUCUUUUUGUUUUUAUCAGAUUUUUUUCCAGUGUCUUUCAAAUUUAAAAAUAUAUCAAAUUUUGAUUUACAUAUUUUUUGUGCAUUUGCUUUGUUAUGAAUGAAAACAGAUAAAAACUAUUAACAGCAUCUUAUUUCUUCUAAUACAUGUCACAAAAUUUAUGAUUUUUUUGUUGUUGGACAGUGACAAAUACAGUGAGUUUUUUUUAAAUUAAAUGUUUUACUUGUAAAGUCUGCAAUAUAUUACCUAAAUGUAUUUCUUGCAUGAUUUGCAUUGCUGGCCUCACAGUAUAUGGCCCACUCAUCUUUGGUCCAUUGGAAGAGAACUUACUAUAUGAUAAAAUAUCAUUCCAGAGAAAUUCAUGCCAUAAUUUAUUUAUUACACUUAUUAAAGAGCACUUGAUCUUG
Molecule: messenger RNA, 2514 nt
Organism: Syngnathus acus (greater pipefish)
Lineage: Eukaryota; Metazoa; Chordata; Actinopteri; Syngnathiformes; Syngnathidae
Gene: slc7a6
Product: solute carrier family 7 member 6
Exons: 10
Coding region: 148-1596 (482 amino acids)
Biological process (GO): amino acid transmembrane transport
Cellular component (GO): membrane
Molecular function (GO): L-amino acid transmembrane transporter activity
Source: RefSeq, a predicted model, not a curated record